Nerophis ophidion (straightnose pipefish) is the source of this 1855-nucleotide messenger RNA. It is a transcript of the gene decr1, whose product is annotated as 2,4-dienoyl CoA reductase 1, mitochondrial. Gene Ontology annotation, cellular component: mitochondrion. The transcript has 11 exons. Gene Ontology annotation, biological process: fatty acid beta-oxidation. NCBI's taxonomy places the organism in Eukaryota, Metazoa, Chordata, Actinopteri, Syngnathiformes, Syngnathidae. Gene Ontology annotation, molecular function: 2,4-dienoyl-CoA reductase (NADPH) activity. Bases 512 to 1501 code for a protein of 329 amino acids. The record is from RefSeq and is a predicted model, not a curated record.
GUUCGUGCACUCGGACGUGGUCUCACCUGAGCAUACUGUUGCUUGAGGGGCGCAGAAAGACGCACGACGCAGCACACGUCCUCCCCUAAACUGGAGAGCAGCAUUAACACCACACUUCCGUUUCCCGCUGAAAACCAGUAUCAGUUUGGGUCCAGUAUUUGGACUUUCCAUCGAGUCAGACCGAUCACACAUCAAUCCCACGGAUCAGGUAAUCAAUCGCCGGGGAUCGGACCGAGCAGCGACGUGCCUCGGGAUCUUGUUUUCCGGAAGAGGUGGAGAAAACUGGAACAUUUCAAAAUAAAAGUACGGUCACGUGACGUGUGGCGUUCAGAGGGAACGUUGGAAGAUCGAUCUUGUGUGACCUGGUCGCGAAACCGGAAGCUCCAAUUGGACACGUGGCUGAUUUGCUAACAGUCUGUCCCUUCUUUCUUUUCGAAACUCUCUUCUAAAGCGUACUACUUUUGGACAAAACAGGACACACUCUAAUCUGGGCGAAAGUUCAUCAGCCAACAUGGCGGCAGUUGUUCUUCGAAGGCAAACUUUCAAGACACCGUUUCUUGUGUCACGCUUCCACACUUCGCCGGCUGUUCUUCAGAAGCCUCCACUUCCCCAGUCCCGCUUCUUCCCGCCACAGGAGACGCCCAUGCUUCCGCCCGGCAGCUUCAAAGGCCGCGUGGCGUUCGUCACGGGCGGCGGGACGGGAUUGGGCCGCGCCAUGACGACCACUCUGUCGCACCUGGGAGCGCAGUGUGUGAUCGCGAGCAGGAAGUUGGACGUGCUGCAGGAAACGGCUGAAGCAAUUAGUAACCAGACAGGAAACAAGGUCCAUGCCCUCCAGCUCGAUGUCAGAGAUCCUCAGGCUGUAAGUCGUUGUGUCGACCAGAUGGAGAGUCUUACAGGCUUACCUGAUGUGAUCAUCAACAACGCGGCAGGAAACUUUGUCUCCCCGUCGGAAAAUCUGUCAGCCAACGCCUGGAAGACCAUCACUGACAUCGUCCUGAAUGGAACCGCCUUCACCACCCUGGAAGUUGCCAAGAGACUCAUCCACACGGGCAAAGGCGCAUCCUUCCUGGCCAUCACCACGAUCUACGCCGAGUCGGGAUCGGGUUUUGUGGUUCCGAGCGCCUCGGCGAAGGCCGGCGUGGAGGCGCUGUACAAGUCUCUGGCAGGAGAGUGGGGACGCUAUGGACUCAGGUUCAACAUCAUCCAGCCUGGACCCAUCAAAACCAAGGGGGCUUUCAGCCGUUUGGACCCCACAGGACAAUUUGAAGCUGGAAUGAUGAGUCGGAUCCCGACGGGCCGACUGGGAACACCCCCCGAGGUUGCAAACCUGGCGACGUACAUGUGCAGCGACUACGCCAGCUGGAUGUCUGGAGCGGUGGUUCGCUUCGAUGGCGGCGAGUACGUGAUGAUGGCGGGAGAAUUCAACGAGCUACGCAAGGUCACGCCUGAUCAAUGGAAGGUGAUGGAAAAGAUGAUCAGAAGCACCAAAGGAUCUUAAAAAGACUCAAAAGGCGACAGUGGACACGCCCACUUGAUGAUGUCAUUGCUUUUUGAAUAGUUCCAUCCAUCCAUUUCCUACCGCUUGUCCCUUUUGGGGUCGCGAUGGGUUGCUGAAUUAAUCAAAAAUGGUACUGUCAUGUACUUUGCUGUGCAGUACUGUCGCUCUAGUACGUGGAAAGGUUUUCCAGAUGUUCUUGCGACGACACAAAGUACAUUUUCUACGGAUUGAUGUCUGUGAUAUCAAGUGACAUCACUUGUUGUCGCGUGUUAUGUCGGGCUGUAUCUUUAAAUCAUAUUUUUUUGCUGAUUUUAAUCGUUGAAUUAGCGUAACUAAUAAAUAUUAAAAUACGGA